GGGAGGAGGAGGAAUGUGGAAGGCGGCGGCGCGCAGGCUGACAGGCGGUGCCUCAGGCGGGCUGCGGCGGCCGGAGCGCCCCCUCCUCACCGUGCCCCGGGCCCGCGCGGGAUUGUGCGUCCUCCCCGCUCGUCCCUGAAGGGAAGGAACCGAGGCGGCGGCAGUAGCCGCGGCAGCGGCGCCCGGGAACUCGAGCCUUCGCGUCGCCCCCGUCCCUCCCCCGCCGCACCCCGCCCCGGCGCGAGAGGAGAGCGCGAGAGCCUGAGCCCCAGCCCGAGCCCGAGCCGCGGGCGGGCUGGCGGGCGGUGAAGAUGGCAGAGGCGCCGGCUUCCCCCGCCCCUCUCUCUCCGCUCGAAGUGGAGCUGGACCCAGAGUUCGAGCCUAAGAUUCGGCCGCGCUCCUGUACGUGGCCCCUGCAGAGGCCGGAGCUUCAGGGGAGCCCGGCCAAACCCUCGGGGGAGGCGGCCGCCGACUCCAUGAUCCCCGAGGAGGACGACGAUGAGGACGACGAGGACAGCGGCGGUAGGGCCAGCUCGGCCAUGGCGAUCAGCGGCAGCGGGAGCGGCACUCUGGGCUCCGGGCUGCUCCUGGAGGACUCGGCGCGGCUGCUGGCUCCGGGAGGGCAGGACCCCGGGGCCGGGCCAGCCUCCGCGGCGGGUGCGCUGAGCGGGGGGACGCAGACGCCGCUGCAGCCUCAACAACCGCUGCCACCGCCUCAGCCGGGGGCGGCCGGGGGGUCCGGGCAGCCGAGGAAAUGCUCGUCGCGGCGGAACGCCUGGGGGAACCUGUCCUACGCCGACUUGAUCACUCGCGCCAUCGAGAGCUCCCCGGACAAACGGCUCACUCUGUCCCAGAUCUACGAGUGGAUGGUCCGCUGUGUGCCCUAUUUCAAGGAUAAGGGCGACAGCAACAGCUCUGCCGGCUGGAAGAAUUCUAUACGACACAACCUGUCAUUGCAUAGCCGGUUCAUGCGGGUCCAGAAUGAGGGAACCGGCAAAAGCUCCUGGUGGAUCAUCAACCCUGAUGGAGGGAAGAGUGGGAAGGCACCUCGGCGGCGGGCUGUCUCCAUGGACAACAGCAACAAGUACACUAAGAGCCGGGGCCGGGCAGCCAAGAAGAAGGCAGCCCUGCAGACGGCCCCCGAGUCAGCAGAUGAUAGUCCCUCCCAGCUCUCCAAGUGGCCUGGCAGCCCCACUUCUCGCAGCAGUGAUGAGUUGGAUGCUUGGACCGACUUCCGCUCACGAACCAAUUCCAAUGCCAGCACAGUCAGCGGCCGCCUGUCACCCAUCCUGGCAAGCACAGAGUUGGAUGAUGUCCAGGAUGAUGAUGCGCCACUCUCCCCAAUGCUCUACAGCAACUCGGCCAGCCUCUCACCCUCUGUGAGCAAGCCAUGCAACGUGGAGCUGCCACGGCUCACUGACAUGGCGGGCACCAUGAAUCUGAACGAUGGGCUGGCUGAUAACCUCAUGGAUGAUCUGCUGGAUAACAUCACUCUCCCAUCAUCCCAGCCAUCACCCACUGGAGGGCUCAUGCAGCGGAGCUCUAGCUUCCCGUACACCACCAAGGGCUCUGGCCUGGGCUCUCCAACCAGCUCCUUUAACAGCACGGUGUUUGGACCCUCAUCUCUGAAUUCUCUGCGCCAGUCUCCCAUGCAGACCAUCCAAGAGAACAAGCCAGCUACCUUCUCUUCCAUGUCACACUAUGGCAACCAGACACUCCAGGACCUGCUUACUUCGGACUCACUCAGCCACAGUGAUGUCAUGAUGACCCAGUCAGACCCCUUGAUGUCUCAGGCCAGCACCGCUGUGUCUGCCCAGAACUCCCGCCGGAACGUGAUGCUUCGCAACGAUCCAAUGAUGUCCUUUGCUGCCCAGCCUAACCAGGGGAGUUUGGUCAAUCAGAACUUGCUCCACCACCAGCACCAAACCCAGGGUGCUCUUGGUGGCAGCCGUGCCUUGUCGAAUUCUGUCAGCAACAUGGGCUUGAGCGACUCCAGCAGCCUUGGGUCAGCCAAACACCAGCAGCAGUCUCCUGUCAGCCAGUCUAUGCAAACCCUCUCGGACUCUCUCUCAGGCUCCUCCUUGUACUCAACUAGUGCAAACCUUCCUGUCAUGGGCCAUGAGAAGUUCCCCAGCGACUUGGACCUGGACAUGUUCAAUGGGAGCUUGGAAUGUGACAUGGAGUCCAUUAUUCGUAGCGAACUUAUGGAUGCUGAUGGGUUGGAUUUUAACUUUGAUUCCCUCAUCUCCACACAGAACGUUGUUGGUUUGAACGUGGGGAGCUUCACUGGUGCUAAGCAGGCCUCAUCUCAGAGCUGGGUGCCAGGCUGAAGGAUCACUGAGGAAAGGGGAAGUGGGCAAAGCAGACCCUCAAACUGACACAAGACCUACAGAGAAAACCCUUUGCCAAAUCUGCUCUCAGCAAGUGGACAGUGAUACCGUUUACAGCUUAACACCUUUGUGAAUCCCGCGCCAUUUCCUAACCCAGCAGAGACUGUUAAUGGCCCCUUACCCUGGGUGAAGCACUUACCCUUGGAACAGAACUCUAUAAAGUAUGCAAAUCUUCCUUGUACGGGGUGAUGAGCCACCUGCCAGCGAAGGACAGCACCCUGUCAGCACUCCCCAUCUUUGUUCAGAGCACACCGUGAACCCCCGCUGGUGAUUCCGUGGUGCUUGAGCAUCACGAUGGUUUAUGGGAUAUUUUAAGUGUUGCUUUUGUGUUUUCCUUUGAACUUUCUGAGUUUUUCACAUGCAUUAACUUGCAGUAUUUUCCUGUUAACAUGUUAAACCAUUCUUCCCCUGACAACUUUAAAAAUAGAAGGAAAAGGUCAUACAAGUUACCAUUCUGGUUUUGGGUGUCUCAAGCAUUUAAGCUUGUGAAACUCCACAAACUAACAAAUUACAUAAACUGGAGGGGGUUUUCUUUCUUCUUUUGUUCAGUAGAAAACUGUCCUUUUCUAAAAAUUGAACAAUGGCACAACUGUUAGCUGUGCACACGCCAGUCAAGGGCUGACCCUGCAUGGGAAGCAUGAAUGGGGCAUAGCGUCCCAACAGUACACUUCAGUUUCAAGUCAGGGGGUCUGUAGAUAAGACCCCAGCACCUAGUCUACACUGCCAGGUGCACAGGGCCUGUAUCUUCUGUCAGAAUCCUCAGUAUGUUGGUGAGAAAUUAGGAUCUUUCUAAGAAAGAUAACAGCUCAGCUGUCCACUAAUUGUCAAGUGCCACUUAAGGAUUUAGUUUUAAGGAGAAAAGGAAAAAAAAAAAAAGUAGCUCUGUUUUGCUUUGCAGAAGAAACAAACCUACAGGUGAGCUUUAAGCCUGCAAUGAGAAAUGUGUGGCGAGUGCAAGCCCGAGUCAGUGCAGUAGGAGUUCUAACUUCACAGUUUCCCCAGAUACACACCCUUGAUUACUGUCAGCCUUGCUGUGUAUAAUCUGACCUACUAGACAUGUAUGAGUGAGAGGCAAUGGCAUACAAACUGAUUUUUUUAUAUAAGCUUAGGUAGUUGUGCAAGUGACAUGAUGGAAGUACAAGAUAGGGCAAUUUUGAUCCCGCCCCCUUACUUUUCUGCUUCUAUGGAUUUGAUUUUGUUUUGUUUUCCAAAAGUUAUGGUGCUGUAUAGGUGCUUUUUGUUUAACACAGAACGUGAGAUUAGUUACCCCCUUUGGUAGACAGAAUAGUUGGGAACACCUUUGGUACUUAUGACACUGGUGUAAUGACGCUCUGAUUAGCACAGCAUAUGCAUACUUCUCCAAAGUGAUAGGUGAAGACUCUUUUCUUUGCAUUAAAAAAGCAUUAGGCAUACAAAUGUAUAAAUAUAUUUUAUCAUGUACAGUACAAAAAUGGAACAUUCUGCAUGGGCGUUAGGAACACAAGCUAGUAUUCCAGCACCGACUUCCCUGCAUGAGUUCUUGCUGAUGCUUGUACCGUGCAGUGGGCACUGACUCCUUCCACCAACAUGGACGUGCCACCCAACUCCCCCUGCACCCACCACCAGCCGCCAGGGGACUCCUUGUGCACUCUGCUUCAUAAACCCUCUGGGGGUGAUAUUGGUGGUGAUAACAGCUCCUAGCAUAAUGAAAGUUCCAUUCCGUAUUGUCACACAUCUCUCCCGCCUCGCUUGGGUUGUUAUGUUUGAGUGAUGGCCCUGUUGAUUUCAGCCUGCCUUUUACUGAAUCUGUAAAUGGUUGUGCAAUUGUGAUUAUAGUAGACCUGUAGCAUAUCACCUUUUCUAAAUGGCUACAAGUUUAUAAUCUUCAUUUUAAAAGUAUGUAUAAUUUUUUAAAAAUAUGUAUUCUAUCCACAUGGUCUGCUUGUCAGUGAGAUAGACUUUUGCUUACUAUAUUUCUUUAGAAUAAUGCUGGCCACUUCCUUGACUCUUUGGCAGUCUGCUGUACACAAAAAUUGUCCAGUAUCAGUAAGAGUGCUGCCUCUCUGGGUGCCCGAGCGCUGCUGCCCUAGGUGAGAGGCAGCUCAGAGCGGCGGCAGCAGCUGGGUGGGGUGUCGGGCAGAGGGCUGCCUAGCACCAGAGGACCAGAGCACUUCCAGCACAGGGCCCUGAGGAUUGCUCUCCUGUGCACAAAGAAACAAGCAAACUAACAAAAUAGCUAUUGCCUUUGCAGUUUUUCAGCCCUUGGGAGUUACUUUGGGAUUAAGAAAGGCAGCCCUCAAUUGUGUUUUAAUUUUAAAACACUGAAUACCUUUCAGACAUGUGGCAUCUCAUUUAUCCCACUCCCCCUUAAUGUUUGUUGGAUUUCAGGCAGAAUGUUUUACAAAAUUUCCUAGAAUCAGAUUAUAAUUUUGCACAGCUGAGGGAGGGACAGAGGCUUGAGAGCAGGGCAGAGCUACCUUGCAGGUCAGGAAAAUGGAGGGGCAGAAGGGGGGUUCUUUGAAGUAUUUAAUAACUAAUAUCAUCUACAUGCAGAAUGUUGUAGAGAGCUGAGAUCAGGAUAGUCAAGUGUCAGCAUCAGUCCCAGGAAGGAGACAGGCAUGAACAGACCCUGGUGUCACCCCUGGUUACCCUCUGCUGGUGGGUUUUCCACUAGAAAAGCCAGGCUCUCUUAGACUAGCAACUUCUAGGGAGGUCACAUUGGACCGAGGUACAAUCUGAGCCUUUUGUCUCUCAGAUCGAGACUCUGAUUUUUAGGAACAACCAACUGUUGACCACCACAUGGAGUUGUCAGUGUACUGGGUCUCUCACAGUAGGUCUUCUGAUCUGUAGUGUCCCCAUGAAAUACUUCAUAACUCUGGAAGCCUGGCACUUGUGAGGUUUGCAUCCUCAUGAGAACUGUUGAGGCUACCCUCAGCCUCUAAAUAAGCUACAAUAGGGAGCCUUCUUUUUGAUAGGAAUCUAGAAUGAAGGGUACCUAGUGCUGAAAACAAGGCAUGAACUCUGGGACUCUGAUGUUCCCUUUGGGGCUUCAGAACCAGAUACCUUUUUUACCAAAGUUAGAAAAGAGCUUUAUCACAAACCUUCAUUGUCCUGGUGUGAGGACAGACUGCCAGGUUCGAUGUACCCCAUUUACUGUGAAUGAAUCUGAGGUCUGUUUCCUUUGUUGCAUCCUCUGCAAUAUAAUAAUGACUGAAACACAUAUUUUUUAAAAUUUCAGAAGUUAUUUCUUCUUUUAACAGAAGGAUCGUGCACACACACAUUGUUCAGUGUGGACUUUGUGUCUGGUGUUGAGUUUCUGCAUCACAAGUGUGUCACUUCCCAUCUGGCUUGCUUCUCAGGACAGGUAUGCCCAGUCUCAGGGUGUCAUUUCAGUGGCUUCCAAACUUGUUGGAGAUGGUAGGGAUGGACUUCACCUCUACCUAAUGAACUCCGUGUAAAGAAUAAGGCCUGUUUGAAUCUCAUGGAAAAAGACUGUCAAGUAAAAGCAGAAAAGAGCCCAGCCCUGUUCACGUGCUGAUGCUAAGGGCUGGAAAUGUUGCCUUUUCUCUGAGAGCAGAAACAAACCCUAACAGCUCUGGACUGAUUCUCUUUUUCCUUGCAGUUUUUGCGGAAUAACUGUAUGAUUAGGCAUAUAUUUUUUUUUUAAUUAUGUGAAGCAAAUUUUUUUGUAGAAGUGCAAUCACUGGCAAAGAGGUACGAAAGUUUGACCUCGCCCAGAGUCUGGGAACAGCAGAGCACACAAGGGAAAGGGAAGUCCUGUGAAACACGAUCUGAAGGCAAAUGCCCAAGUAACUGAAGAGUGUGUUAUAUUUGAUUGAAAUCUUUAGUAGGUAACAUUUUAUGCAGUUUGAAUGAAUGAAAUAUUUUCUUAUUUACUUUUGUUUGUAUGUAUUUUUCUUUAAUGAGUGAUUGGUUACUAGGCCUCUGCCACACUCCAGAAAUAUUUGUGCGGCUGCUUUAAAGAAUUGUGUGGCUGGUCAUUUAUUUCUCCAAAAUUAUCUCAUUGCCUGGCAAUCAGUCUUUUUUUGUAUACUUGUCCUAGCACAUUAUGUACACGGAAAAUGUAAACAGAUGUGAAGGAGGACCAGAACAAUUAGUUAAUAUUAAAAAAAAAAAUGUGUGUUUUGGCUUCACAUGUUUAACUUUUUUUAAGAAAAAAAGUUGCAUGAAUGGAAAAAAAAAAAAAAACCCUGUAUACAGUAUCUGUAAAACUGUCUUAUCUGUUUCAAUUUCUUGCUCAAACCCCAUACAAAAUAGAAAUUAAAUAUGGUGCAUGGCCAUAUGCAAACACCUAAGAGUCCAGCAGUCGAUGCUUUGGUUUGAAGCACCUCAUCCUUUCUUUCAAAGCGAACACUAUCAUAUUGCAUUCCUACUGAGGAUUUUGUCUAACCAUUUGUUGCCAUGAAUUAACUCUACCACCUUCUCAAGAAUCAAAACCAGUUUGAUUUGGGAAUCUUCCCCUUUCCAAAUGAAAUAGAGAUGCAGUACUUCCUUUCCUUGGUGUUUGUAGAUAUUACCUUGUGUAUUCCAUUUAAAACCCUAAUCUAGUUUGUAAAAGAGAUGGUGACGCAUGUAAAUAAAGCAUCAGUGACACUCUA
This is a messenger RNA of Condylura cristata (star-nosed mole), 6988 nucleotides long. RefSeq names its product forkhead box O3 (gene FOXO3). Gene Ontology annotation, biological process: regulation of transcription by RNA polymerase II. Gene Ontology annotation, molecular function: DNA-binding transcription factor activity, RNA polymerase II-specific; RNA polymerase II cis-regulatory region sequence-specific DNA binding. The coding region runs from base 312 to 2330 and encodes 672 amino acids. Lineage: Eukaryota; Metazoa; Chordata; Mammalia; Eulipotyphla; Talpidae. The record is from RefSeq and is a predicted model, not a curated record. Gene Ontology annotation, cellular component: mitochondrial matrix; nucleus. The transcript is spliced from 4 exons.